AAUGAGGAGAAAAAAGAAUCAAGUGAAGAUGAGGAGAAAAAUCAUGUCAAAACUGUAGCAAAACCCUUGAGCUGUUCUCAAACAAAAAACCCAAAUAAAUAUUUAAAGAAAAGAAGAGCCAAGGAAUCUUUCACCUGCACUCAGUGUGGAAAGAGUUUCACAUACAAAACAAGUCUUGAUGUUCACAUGAGAGUUCACACUGGAGAGAAACCAUUCAUUUGUGAUCAAUGUGGAAAGAGUUUCACACAAUCAUCGAACCUUAAGAAACACAUGAACAUCCACACUGGAGAAAAACUGUACACAUGUGAUCAAUGCAGCAAAACAUUUUUGAGAGCUUCAUACCUGAAGAAUCACCUGAGAGUUCAUACAAAGGAGAAACCACAUUCAUGUUAUUUGUGUGGAAAGAGUUUUUCAUGUUUACAAUAUUUAAAAGACCAUCAGAAAAUACACACUGGUGUGAGAGAUUACAUGUGCUUUGAGUGUGAAAAUACUUUUACUUCAGCGCAGUGUUUAAAACUGCAUGAGAUGAUUCACACUGGAGAGAAACCUUACAAGUGUUCACACUGUGACAAGAUCAAUCAAUCAUCAAAUCUGAAAACACAUGAGAGGAUUCACACUGGAGAGAAACCUUACAAGUGUUCACACUGUGACAAGAUCAAUCAAUCAUCAAAUCUGAAAACACAUGAGAGGAUUCACACUGGAGAGAAACCUUACAAGUGUUCACACUGUGACAAGAUCAAUCAAUCAUCAAAUCUGAAAACACAUGAGAGGAUUCACACUGGAGAGAAACCUUACAAGUGUUCACACUGUGACAAGAUCAAUCAAUCAUCAAAUCUGAAAACACAUGAGAGGAUUCACACUGGAGAGAAACCGUAUCACUGCACUGCAUGUGGGAAGUGUUUCAAUCAAUUAUCUUGUUUAAAACUGCAUGAGAUGAUUCACACUGGAGAGAAACCUUACAAGUGUUCACACUGUGACAAGAUCAAUCAAUCAUCAAAUCUGAAAACACAUGAGAGGAUUCACACUGGAUUUGUUUACUCUUUCAUGAAGGAAAGAAGCUUUUUACACACUGUUCUUGUUCAGGAAGAUGAAGAAGAGGCUGAACACCUUCCAGAUGCUCCUCAACAGGUCAUAGCAGUCCAGGGCCAGAUUCAUGUGGCAGACCGUGGAGCAGUGGAGGACCUGCACCAUGGAGCAGUGACCGACUGUGGAACAAUGGAGCAGGAGACCACCAAGUUAGAGCCAACGGAGCACGAAGCUAGGGCUGAGCCGGCAGAGCAUGAAGCCACCAGGGUAGAGCAGAUGACCACCACAGCAGAUCAGACAGGGGCAGAGAUCGCCACAGCAGUGCAGAUGACCACCACAGCAGAUCAGGCCGUGACAGGACAGGCAAAGAGUUCAGAAGCGUUGCCGCCUCGGGAGUUUCUGCAGCGGACACCGCCACCUCUGGAGCGGAUUCAUGGACAGGAGAGGCGUCUGGAAUGCAGUGUGAAGCCCACACACUCCAGCAGCAUCCAAGGCAAUGAAAAAGAGUAA
This is a messenger RNA of Sinocyclocheilus grahami, 1536 nucleotides long. RefSeq names its product zinc finger protein 664-like. The coding region runs from base 187 to 1536 and encodes 449 amino acids. Lineage: Eukaryota; Metazoa; Chordata; Actinopteri; Cypriniformes; Cyprinidae. The transcript has 5 exons. Gene Ontology annotation, biological process: regulation of gene expression. Gene Ontology annotation, cellular component: nucleus. The record is from RefSeq and is a predicted model, not a curated record.